AAAAGGAGAAACUACUUCAUACCACGUUUCUUCCUCAAGCUGUGGGGGCGCUGAGGCUCUUCCUCCCACCCCUGCCUCUGCACUAGAACCCUUCUCCUUCCAGAGACUGGGGAGGAGGGGGCACAGACCCGGGCAUCCCCUGCCUGGGGCACCAGGACAGAAACCAUAAAGGUUGGUGUGGGUUCAGUUCCCUAAAAAGAGGACCCCCUCUUCCUCCCUUGCCUGCAAAGUCACCUCUGUAAAGAAGUUUCAUUUUCUUUUUGCUUUUAAUUUGGUGCCCUUGUUGGAAGAAUCUUUAUCAUGAGGAACAGGAAAGCCUCCCACUUAUCAGAUCAUUGACCAAAGAAUUCUAACUGGAAAAUAGUAAUUUAGAGACCCAUUCCAGGGCAACUGUUCUUCAGAAUCGAAAACAUACACGACUUGGGCUAUGUUAAAAUUAAACAGCAUUUUAUUCAUGGCUAUCUACCGCGUAAUACUCUAGCGUCGCCAAUCUGCCAAGAUGCAUGCCAGUGGGCUUCUAGAAGGGACAGAUGCAGACCCCUCCCCCACUUCACCAGCUCCCCCAGAACAGAUUUAAAGCAACCAAACCAAUUCUUCCUUGGGAAGAGAGUGGUACAGAGUCACAGAUAAGCCAUUCCCCACUCCUGCAGCAUCCUACGACCCCAAAGUCCAAAGAGCAAAGAAUAUGCCCAAAUAGGGGGGAAGGAGGGCUCACAGGAUGCAUGCUCUUCUACUCACUAUGUCAAAAGCUUGGCUGCUCCAUCAGAGGCCAGUUUCCGGCUCUCUACAGAAAGUAAAAGCAGGCUGUGAGCAAGGUCACAGCUGCUGAAAAAAUACCUACAGAUCUUCACUGGGAGCAGCGGGCAGCCCAACUUUCCCAGCCGCACUGUCCCUUUCGUCCCAGGAAGAGGGAGAGGGCAGGAACCCCGGAGACUUGGCCGCUGCCUGGUUGUGUAACAUUGUCACCCAGCUCAGGCUCGACUGCUCGUCCCUGAAGAAGCCAAUACUGAGAGAUAAGUAAUGGGCAGAAGAAAAGUAGCUUUAUGUCAAGCAAGCUGGCGAGCAGGGGAGAAGGUGGAUCACUGAGCAAAAGGACCAACUCCCAACAGGGCAAGGCUCAGCGGGAAUUUAUACAAGGAGGGAAGCUGAAAUGGUCACAGGCUGUGUACCAGGGGUGCGCCGUGCUUCUAUCUGGGGAGACUUUACAUUAACCUCUGGGCUGUCUUGCUGGAAUUCGAGAAGGUGAGCAUGGUCCUUACUUUGUUCAGAUCAGCACAUCAGUUCUAGGGGUCAGCGGUCAUAUAUUUUCUAGAGAAAAAAGAACGGAGACAGAAACAGAGCUUAACUGGCAAAGCAAAACUGAACUCAGAGAGUCAAAUCCAGAGCUGUGUUUAAACUGUUUACAAGCCUUUGGCUGAAGAACAAGCAAGGUUAUAACAGCGGUGACAUUGACCUGCCUGACCGGCACCAUCACCAUGAGCUGGUCCUCAGGCUUGGCCUCCAAGCCCAUCAUGGGUUUUUGCCUCCGUGUGGGGCAGCUGCUCUCCACCUGCGUGUCCUUCUCACUGGGGGCCAGCCUGGGCAUUUGGAAGGAGAGCCUGGCUAACUGGUGCGUGUUCAUCUGGUGUCUCUGUUUUGCCAUGAGCCUCAUCACCUCCAUAGUGGAGUUAUGUGGGCUGCAGUCCCGCCUCCCUUUCUCCUGGGAUGGUUUUCUUUAUGUUAUUUCCUUCCACUUCGGCAUCAUCUGCAUGGUGACAUCCCUAAUCUUCGGCACCUCCUACAUCCAGGUCUUUUCUCCAGGCCCCGCCCAGAACCGCGCCAUCACCGCCACUGCCUUAUCCUUCGUUGCUACUCUGCUUUAUGCCAUCGAAGUGGCCUGGGUCUGUGUCCGACCCGGCGACAUGGUCUGCUUUGUGCCCACCUUCCCAGGUGUGCUCAGGAGGCUGGAGAACUAUCUGGCCUGUGUCAUCUUCGCCUUCAUCAGCAACACCGACCUGUACCGGGACCAGCCGGCCCUCGUGUGGUGCGUUUUCGUGUACUCCAUCUGCUUCAUCCUGGGGGUCGUGAACUUCCUUGUGAAUGGGUGUGACUGUGACAACGACCAAAACCUGCCCCUCCGCAUUCCCGUUUUACUGUGGGUGCAGACUGUGCUCUCCGUCCUCCUCUACACCACCGCAGUGAUCCUCUGGCCCCUCUACCAGUUCCACGAGAAGCUGGGGGGACAGCCCCAGCGGUCCAGCGAUAUGAGCUGCAGUGGUCAACUCACUACCUUUGUCUGCGUCUGGGACCAGCGACUGGUGGUGGCCAUCCUGACAGCCAUCAACCUGCUGGUUUAUGUGGCUGACAUGGUGUACUUGAUCUUCGAGGCUUUUGUAUGGACUGAGGCUCAGCCCAGGGACUCUGGAUUCUUUUCACCUGCAGUUUCUUCACCAACUUCUGAUGUCCCCUGAUGCCCUCUUUUAGACUCAGAGACCUGGUGUUGGUGGGGGAGUUGAGGGGAAAGUGGAUGGAGCCACAGGUAGAAAGGAGAUUUCUCAGAAUAUGGCCUUUUUGAGCAUUUUGAUUUUGAAACAUGUAAGCAAAUUGCUUUUAUAAGAAAACAAAAUUAAAGUUUGAAAAAUAUA
Capra hircus (goat) is the source of this 2624-nucleotide messenger RNA. Its product is annotated as myeloid-associated differentiation marker. Lineage: Eukaryota; Metazoa; Chordata; Mammalia; Artiodactyla; Bovidae. The transcript has a single exon. The coding region runs from base 1476 to 2450 and encodes 324 amino acids. Gene Ontology annotation, cellular component: plasma membrane; cell-cell junction. The record is from RefSeq and is a predicted model, not a curated record.